This is a messenger RNA of Mercurialis annua (annual mercury), 729 nucleotides long. RefSeq lists its product as uncharacterized. Lineage: Eukaryota; Viridiplantae; Streptophyta; Magnoliopsida; Malpighiales; Euphorbiaceae. The coding region runs from base 1 to 729 and encodes 242 amino acids. The record is from RefSeq and is a predicted model, not a curated record. The transcript has 2 exons.
AUGCCUGCGCCUGUAGUUAUGAUAAAAAGGAAUACUGAUGCCAAAAUCUCGGAUGUUAUUAGAAAUGGUUGUUGGUCUUUCCCGGAUGCAAUGGAUGAUGUUACUCUUCAUGCUUGGGAGUUCAUUCAAAGAAAUUUUGUUAUCAUUGAUUUAGAUAAAGACAAGAUUAUUUUUAAGCUAGUUAAAAAUGAUAUGUUCUCCAUUAAAGCUGCUUGGAAUUUCUUGUCCCCAGAAGUUCACCACGUCUCUUGGUAUGCACUUCUCUGGAAACCUCCUGUUGUUCCUAGACAUAGUUUCAUCACCUGGUUGGCUAUUCAUAAUGGAUUGAAAACAAGAGACAAACUGUUUAGAUGGGGCUCUGUUCCUAAUCCUAACUGUGUGUUAUGCAAUGGUGCUGUUGAGACAGUAAAGCAUUUAUUCUUUGAUUGUCCUUUCUCUUGUGAUGUUUGGAAGAGAGUUCUCUUGGCUUGCAGAAUUAAUAGAGGUCCUCUGAGGUUGUGCAGAGAAGUUAGCUGGUUCACCAGGAAUCGUUGUGGCAGAAAUAUUAGACAUAGAUUGAGUCGCAUAGCUUUUUGUUCUUCAGUUUAUUGUAUUUGGCAGGAAAGAAAUAGAAUUAUUUUUAAAGAUAUUACUCCUAGCCAAGAGGAUGUUUUUAGUAAAAUUAGUCUUGUACUGCUGUGUAAAUUUCAGGGAAGGGUAGCUGCUUCUAAUUUUGGUGGCUGGUUGUAG